Sinocyclocheilus rhinocerous is the source of this 586-nucleotide messenger RNA. RefSeq names its product vitelline membrane outer layer protein 1-like. Lineage: Eukaryota; Metazoa; Chordata; Actinopteri; Cypriniformes; Cyprinidae. The transcript has 3 exons. The coding region runs from base 138 to 581 and encodes 147 amino acids. The record is from RefSeq and is a predicted model, not a curated record.
CUCAGGUUUUCUGUUCUGGAUUUGAAGAAACUUGUUCCUUUGAGCAGUUUUACUGACCCUGGAUCAGUUUUUGGUGUAGAAAUCAAACAGAAUUAAUUUCAUCAGUAUUUUUUAUCGAUCAGGCCAGAGCUGCAGCAAUGCAUCACUUAAUUUCUUUACUGUUAGUCAUUCUUGGGCUGCAUGUGAGCAUUCAGUCAGUUACAGUAAGAGUGUCUAAGCCAAGAAAAUACAGAUCAGUGCUGACUGUGUCUAAUGGAAUGGACUGGGGGUCGUGGGGGUCUAAGGAAAUCUGUCCAACUGGAAUGUAUGCUGCAGGGUUCAGUGUAAAGGUGGAAGAACUUUCCUAUAUCCCUUGGGAUGAUAACACUGCACUCAACGGGAUUCGCCUUCACUGCAUCGAUCCGUCCAAAGCCUUAACAGUCAUAUAUCACGACUACGCCUCAGUUCAGUCAGAAGUAGGAAGCUGGGGUCAAUGGACAAAAAUCAGAUGGUGUCCUUUUGGAUUCUUGACUGCUUUUCAGCUGAGAGUCAAAUCCUCCCAAGGAAUUGAAGACGACACGGCCGCAAACAACAUCAGGUGAACAUG